AUGGAUUUUAUGUCGUCCAAAAAUGGGUCAUUGCUUUCUCCAAGUGCUAAUACUAGAUAUCAGGCUACUGCAACUUCAGGACAAAGAGAGAGAGAAAUAGUUGAGCUGUUCCGGAAAGUUCAAGCACAAUUACGAGAGCGGGCUGCAAUCAAGGAAGAGAAGAAGAUUGCAGCUGCACAACAGGGUCAAAGCAAGAAGGGAACUGUCGCUUCGGUUCUCAAAUUAUUAAGGAGGCAUUCAGGGGAUCAGAAGAAGACAACUAGUCAAGGAGAGGAAUUUUCUGUUGAACAAGUAGAAAGAAGCAACACAUUUGAGGAUGAGCAGAAUAUAAAUCCCUUUGGCCCUAGUGAUAGCAAGUCAGAGGAGUCUGAUGUACCUCUUCCUUCUGCUAGGCCUGCCUCAAAUUUUAGUAGAAAAUCUCCUGUUCCUAGAAUGGAGUUGCAACCUGUACUUUCUGCAGAGGAGGAUAUCAACUCUGCUCCUUCCGAGCCACGAGGGGGAAGGAAGAAGACUGGCGAUUAUGAGUCUGUGCAAUCAGCACCUGUGGAGUCUGUUGUGUUGGAUGGUCCAGAUGAGUUAUCAUCAGAUGAUCAGUUGGAUCCUUCUGGUUCUGAUGAAACUAUAGAAUCAUCUUCUACCGAAGCUUCUCCUGAUUUGGGUUCCUUGAAACUUUCAGAAUUGAGGGAUCUUGCAAGGUAUCGAGGGGUCAAAGGAUAUUCCAAACUCAAGAAAGGAGAACUGGCAGAAUUAUUGAGUGCUUGA
Molecule: messenger RNA, 762 nt
Organism: Musa acuminata AAA Group (dessert banana)
Lineage: Eukaryota; Viridiplantae; Streptophyta; Magnoliopsida; Zingiberales; Musaceae
Product: SAP-like protein BP-73
Exons: 1
Coding region: 1-762 (253 amino acids)
Biological process (GO): DNA-templated transcription termination
Source: RefSeq, a predicted model, not a curated record